This is a messenger RNA of Coprinopsis cinerea okayama7#130, 264 nucleotides long. RefSeq lists its product as hypothetical. Lineage: Eukaryota; Fungi; Basidiomycota; Agaricomycetes; Agaricales; Psathyrellaceae. The transcript has a single exon. The coding region runs from base 1 to 264 and encodes 87 amino acids. The record is from RefSeq and is a predicted model, not a curated record.
AUGUUCCUUGACGCUGAACACAGUCGAUUAGCUGCUGCUUCCAACAAGUCCAGGUUGACGCUCCAACCAAAGGACAUUUUAUCGACAUCCAUGAAACAGAAUGUCGAACUUCAGCGACGAACGAAGAUUCUUCCCAUCAUCCGCCCCGUCAGCCCUUCGACACUCAUUGCGUUGACCGAGCCUUGCUUGAUGGAUUGGUGCUUGAAGAUGAAGCCAGGGCCAGAUACAUCCUCGUCGACCACCUCCUACACCAAUCAGAAAUAG